GUGCCCCGCUCGAGCUUCAGAUUUUCUUCCGCACUAAUCUAAUCUGAUGACCCGAACCCACUUGUCCAGCCUCGCCUCAUGAUGCAACGCUCUUGUGCGCUCCACUCGAGAGCGAUGUAGGCGUCUUUUUGUCUCGUGCACAGGACCGUUCAGUAUAACUUCAACCUCAUUCUUGGAAGGUUUUUGGCUCGCGCAUCCGUCAUGGUCCAGAUCUUCGCGGCGCAGGUAUUUUUCAUCUGCCUGCGCGAGAGUUUAGAGACCAGCAUCAUCGUCUCUGUCCUCCUCUCAUUUCUUAAGCAAACCCUUACCUCCGAGGAUGAGAAGCCUAUCUACCAAAAACUCGUCCGCCAGGUCUGGCUAGGAACCCUUUCUGGCGUCGCCAUAUGCACCAUCCUGGGUGGCACAGUCAUCACGCUCUUCCACGUAUUCGAGUCUGAUGUCUUCUCCCAGUAUGAAUAUAUCUGGGAAGGCGUCUUCGGCCUGAUCGCCUGCUGGAUCAUCACCAUCAUGGGCGCUGCCCUACUUCGGAUCUCGAAGAUGCGCGAUAAGUGGCGCGUUAAGAUCGCUGCUGCUCUUGAGGCCAACAAUGAUGCUUCGGGAUCUAAUGAGCUCCAGGUACGGGCGGAAAAGUAUGCUAUGUUCUUGCUCCCUCUUGUUACGGUGCUGCGCGAGGGGUUCGAGGGUGUGGUCUUCAUCAUUGGUGCUGGGCUGGGGCUGCCGGCUAGCUCUUUCCCGCUAGCUGUGAUCGGAGGCUUCGGUGUUGGUGCAUUUAUUGGAUACUUGCUUUACAGAGGGGGUAACAAGGGCUCUCUGCAGGCCUUUUUGGUCGCGUCGACUUGCUUUCUGUAUCUGAUAGCUGCUGGUCUGCUGAGUAGGUCUGUAUGGUUCUUUGAGAACUAUCUGUGGAAUGCCGCCAUUGGAGGCGAUGCGGCGGAGACAGGCGUGGGACCUGGAUCCUACGACAUCCGUCAAAGUGUUUGGCAUGUAAACUGCUGCAGUCCCGAAAUCGACGGAGGCGGUUGGUGGGGAGUUUUCAACUCGAUCUUCGGGUGGCAGAACUCUGCUACCUACGGCAGUGUCAUUUCUUACAACUUAUACUGCGUCGCGGUUGCAGCUGCAUUUUUCGUCAUGCAGUUCCGCGAGAAGCAUGGCAGCUGGGCUCAAUACAAGGACAAAGCCUACGCCCGAACAGUCACGUAGACGAUGGAGCUACGCUUCUCGUAGGCAGCUAGGCAAAGGGGAACAAUUGCAACGCAAGAGACAUCUCUAAUAUUCGUCAAGGAAAACGGUUCGAUCGUGUUAUUGGUAAUUUAUGCUUCAAUACAGCAGA
Molecule: messenger RNA, 1330 nt
Organism: Didymella exigua CBS 183.55
Lineage: Eukaryota; Fungi; Ascomycota; Dothideomycetes; Pleosporales; Didymellaceae
Product: high-affinity iron ion transporter FtrA
Exons: 5
Coding region: 202-1200 (332 amino acids)
Biological process (GO): iron ion transmembrane transport
Cellular component (GO): plasma membrane; high-affinity iron permease complex
Molecular function (GO): ferrous iron transmembrane transporter activity
Source: RefSeq, a predicted model, not a curated record